UUUUCCCUAACUUCGUGUUCGGUUACCCUUCUUGCAGAUAAAGUUUCUGCUUCUCAUAUCUCUCCUUUGUCCUUUAUGAUGCCUGGGGUCAAUCCUGAACAAUCCGACAAGGAUUCGGAGCCUUUUGUAGAGAUCGAUCCGACCGGCCGUUAUGGUCGUUACACUGAACUUCUAGGUUCGGGGGCGGUCAAAAGGGUCUACCGCGCAUUUGAUCAAGAGGAAGGGAUCGAAGUUGCAUGGAACCAAGUCAAACUGAGGAACCUUUCCAACGAUCCAUCGAUGAUCGACAGGCUGUUUUCGGAGGUUCGGUUACUGAGAUCAUUGACCAACAAGAACAUUAUCUCGUUGCACAAUGUCUGGCGCGACCAGGAGCAUAACACCCUGAAUUUCAUCACUGAAGUCUGUACUUCUGGGAAUUUGAGGGAGUACAGGAAGAAGCACAGGCAGGUGUCAAUGAAGGCAUUGAAGAAAUGGUCGAAGCAGAUUUUGACAGGGUUGGAUUAUCUGCAUACUCAUGAGCCUUGUAUCAUUCACAGAGAUCUCAAUUGCAGCAAUGUUUUUGUUAAUGGAAACACCGGCCAGGUUAAGAUUGGUGAUCUGGGAUUGGCAGCCACCGUGGGGAAGAGCCAUUCGGCACAUUCAGUCCUCGGGACACCGGAAUUCAUGGCACCAGAGCUGUAUGAUGAAGAUUACACAGAACUUAUCGACAUAUACUCAUUUGGUAUGUGUGUGCUUGAGAUGGUGACCUUGGAAAUCCCCUAUAGUGAGUGUGACAAUGUGGCCAAGAUUUACAAGAAGGUGUCAAGUGGGGUGAGGCCUCAAGCCUUGAGCAAGGUUAGGGAUCCGGACGUCAAGGCAUUCAUUGAGAGGUGCCUUGCUCAGCCUAGGGCAAGGCCCUCCGCAGCGGAGCUCCUCCGGGACUCGUUUUUCGAUGAAGUUGAUGAUGAUGAUGAUGAAAAUAUUGAUAGCUGAAUUUCUCCAUGACUAAAUGCUAAUUUUCAAUGUAGUAUAUAUGACUGAAUUAGGCCUAGGUUUUUUUUAUUGUUUAUCUUUUUCUAAUCUUAAAGUGUUCAUGAUUGAUUUGGAUGCAAAUCCAAAUCAAUGGUUAGGUUUUUUUUCCCUUUAAAUUUCUCUUUCAAGUAGGUUAAUUGGAUAACUUAGGAGAGUUCCCUUUAGGGGAGGGAAAGUUAAGGGUUCUAAAGUUUAUUUUGUACAUAUUGUUUUUUCUAAACAUACAAUAUAUCUAAAUAUAAAUGAGAAAGAAAAAAAAUUUACGAUU
Messenger RNA from Theobroma cacao (cacao), 1279 nucleotides. RefSeq names its product Protein kinase superfamily protein. The record is from RefSeq and is a predicted model, not a curated record. NCBI's taxonomy places the organism in Eukaryota, Viridiplantae, Streptophyta, Magnoliopsida, Malvales, Malvaceae. Gene Ontology annotation, biological process: protein phosphorylation. Gene Ontology annotation, molecular function: protein kinase activity; ATP binding.